Messenger RNA from Corylus avellana, 661 nucleotides. Its product is annotated as hydroxyproline-rich glycoprotein family protein. The record is from RefSeq and is a predicted model, not a curated record. Lineage: Eukaryota; Viridiplantae; Streptophyta; Magnoliopsida; Fagales; Betulaceae.
UCCCCAACGGUCACCUCUACAACUCAAAUUGCGUCCCGUUCGUUAAAUUUCGCCUACAAGCAAUUCUCUUUUGCAGUACAUCUCUCUCUCGCCUCAGGGUAACCCAGUUGUGAUUUAAUGGAGAACGUGCUCACUAUGCCUCCCAAGAACCCAAUGCAACCAGAAAACACUGUAAUCGACAGCAAAACACCGCCCCAGAAUCCACAAAAUGACCAAAAUGAUCGAAACUCCGGCAAUGAGUUACGCAAACCUACAACCCCGGACCGCCUUAAAGUCCCCAAGGCAUUGAAAUACCCCGAAAGGUAUAGAAGCCCAACGGAUUCGAUGAUGUCCCCGGUUACAAAAGGCCUUCUUGCCAGAAGCAGAAAGGGUAGCGUGCUUUUACCACCUAGUUUAAAUCAGACCAAGAUUCAGGAUUUGCGUGCUCAGGAUGUGGGUCUUUUUGAAGGCUAAAAAGUAUUGAAGCAGUUGGGCAAAGCCCAAGAUCAGAUGGAUUUCUUGAUCCUAAUGGUUGUUUGACAAAUUGAAAUUGUUUCAUUAAAUUCAAGAAAAUCUGAUGGGAUUGCUUUCGAUUUCUGUAAGAUGGGUGUACUGUGAUUCUCUUAAGGCUUUCUAUGUAAUUCGAAUACAGUUUUUAAAUAAAGAAAUUGUUCAGUCCAAA